GAGCUUGAACCGAGAUCGAUAGUGUUCAACUUCACUUUGCUCCUGGUGUUUGCCAUCUGCUAACAUCACAAUCGUAGCACUAGCAUUUCUGCAUCAUUCCUGAGUCUUCACUCAUUAAGUACCUUCGUACUACAGUUACUUACUGUUGUAAAAUAAAAUUGUGUUCCAAUAUGGAGAAUGGUUCUGCGGCUGAACAUUUCGGAGGCAAAAAAAUGACUCCUAUAUUUGCGAAAAAUGGCGUUCUGUCGGGCUGGCUGGAACACUACUGUUUGGUGUGCGACGAACUGUUCAAGACUGAAGAGGAGACUCUUGUUCACAUCUUCAGUUCUCUGCACAAGAGCAAGUUGAACAAGUGCGGCUAUUUAGAAAAAUAUAAAGGACAUUUCAUUAGGAAGGUAAAUGGUAUUUAUUUCUGCGAGCCUUGUAGUUUGACGUUCCCAGUGGCUACGAAGGUGGAUCUACAUAUAAAUGAACUGACUCAUCUGGAUGCGAGGUCUGCUAGUAUUGCUACUCCAAGACGCAUAGACGCCAAUACACUGGCAUAUGACCGGUUCAUUAUAUCAGAUGAUGCUUGGAACGGUUGCUUGAAGGACUCCUGCGUUCUAUGCAGCAUUGAGUUUGAAGAAUCGGAUCCCCAGGCCCACAAGAGGGCUCACAAGAUAUCGCGCGACCACGUUCUGAAUUUACUCAGAAGUGUAGUGAUUAGAAGUUCAUCGCUUUCUGAAGAACAAAACAUUGCACUCUACAGGAAGAUCGACGCUAAAACGAAUCAUUGUCUUACUUGCAAUGAAAUCAUUAGACUCGACAUAAGUAGUCAUGUUGAGGACGUCAAGCAUAAAAAAGCCGUUAAACUUAGCGAAGAAAAUAAGGGCGUGCAAGUUAAAGCAGAUACUUCACUAAACAAUGGUGAUGCUUCUAAAUCUCUCCACAACAUGAAUAACGACAGAGGAGACAAAGGUAUCAACAAAAUUCACCUUGGAGGCACUGUUAACGGAGACACUAAGAAACACGUUGAUAAAGUAAAAGAUGGUAUAAAGGCGUCAGCAGCUGCGGACGAAAACGACACCUACUUCAAAAACAUUGAUAUUCGAAACUACAUCACUGACUACAAAGGCAAAAAGUGGUGUGUCUUAUGUGAUUGUGUUCUAACAAACUGCCAACCUGAGGAACAUCUUCGUUCAGAACACCAUAACACUCUAAUGAGACUGCACAAGGGAAAGAUAGAAAACGUUCAAAAGGCCAACAGAAGCGCAAAUACAAAUAUGGAUGAUAAUGUGGAUAGAUAUCAAGAAAACAACAUUAAUAUGAACUUGAUUAAUGAGACUGCAUUUUGUAAGAAAUGUUCGAAGAAUAUUGAUUUUGACACCGACUCUAUUGAUAAGCAUAUUGAGGAACAUAAGACUGCUAUGAAAAAACCAAAAAUCAAUGUUCCGUUUCUAUCAGGAAUGAAGUCGAGCGGUUCGGAGCGGACUACCUUGUUUACUAACCCAGUCUUGUUGACCAGCGCCGAAACUAAGACUGACAAGCCUGAGCCUAAAGUAACAAAGCUACAGGAGUUCGCAAAGACUCACGGGUUCACUCGUAAUUCUGCCGAUAACAGCUAUUAUUGUCACGCGUGCGACCGUCGACUCGCUAACGAUAUGGUGAAACUACACGUCGAAAAUAAGACUCAUAUUGAGAAUAUUACAAAGAAAACAUCUAGAACUUAUGAAAAAGCAGUCACAAAGCAACCUCUUCUUGAAGUAGUAACAGUAGGCGAAUUAUUUGAUAAUAACGUAGAAAAAGAACUGAUUUUAAUCAUCAACGACAAAUAUUGGUUGAACGCUUUUGGUUUCUUCUUGCUUGCUGAGUUUCGGCGAAAAGUCUUCUGCCAAGCCUGCAAUAUAGAUAUUCCAGUAGAAAAUAUUGUGGAACAUAUAAUAAAGGAUGAGCACAGAGAUGCUGUGGAAAAUUGCCUCGUGGUAACUUCUAUGGAGGACGAAUUUAUUAGAGAGAUAAAGUUGAAUAAGUAUCACUGCGGCUACUGUAAUAUUGUAGAAGAAGAUUGGGACGACAUGGUAGACCAUGUCAACUUGCCUGAGCAUAAAUCUGAGAAACUCAAAGCAGAGGAGAAACUUCGUAGAUACGCAAAACAUCAUCGCAUUAGAGAAGUGAUCACGAUGGAACAAGACGAAAACGACCAAUUAAUGAAAGCAUUUCUAAGGAAGAUGAAUGGAUUACUACUCGUCACUAGACACACUGAGUGAUAUCUCACUCAAUACUGAUUUACAGGCAAAAUUAGAUUAGAUUACGAAACUCUUUAUUGUACACUAUAAGAACAAAACGGACAAACGUUCAGAAAUUGAUUGUAAAAUGGGGAAAUUAAUAACAAAUACAAUAUUUGUACGAAAUUAAUAACCAAUCGCAAUUCAAAAUUUCUGUUGUUGAUCGAUUCUAAUUGUUGUUAAACUAAAUUGAAGUGUUAAAUCGAAUAAGUACUUAUUCGAUUUAACACUUCAAUUUACUUUAUUUUUGACACAAAUUGAAUAGAAUUAAUGUGAACUUAAUCAAAAGAUUUUAGAUUGAGAGGUUAUUAAUUUCAACAUUAACAAGACUUUUUUUAGAUAAACUAAUAAUGACGGUUCACUCACGUAAAUUGAUGGAGAAAAGCUCUACUAGUUUCGAGUCACAGAGGGAGUCUUCAUCAUGAGUAGCGUGCGCAGACGCGGCGACGUCGCGGUAGACGAAACUAGUAGAGAUUUUUCUCCAUUAAUGUACGUGAGUAAACCGUGAUUUUUUAGUUAAUUUAGUAUGUAACGAUAGUUUUUAUAAAAAUAUUUUUUUAGAGGUAAUCGUAUCGUGUUUUUCUAAACCAUUAGGUACCACCAUCGACGUCUUACCCUAAUUAUCUUUUAAGCCAGGUCUUAAUGUUAGAAAGUAAAGAAGAACUAAUUUAAUUAUUAUGAUCGGCUUACUCACGUAAAUGUUUGUCGAGGAGCUCGACUAGUUUCAAGACAUACAAGAGGCUCAUAUUCAUGAACAGCAUUUCGCGACACACGACGCGGCAAUUGUCGCGCUGCUGAUGCAUUAAUUAUUAUGAUAAGCCGAUCAUAAUAAUUAAUUUAGUAUGUCUCACGAAAGUUACAAUAAACUCAUCAAUUAAGAGUAAGACAUAUUUUCUUUUUUUUACGAAGUGUUUGUAUUUUAGUUACUUAUAAGGCUCCGCAAGAGGUACUAUGGUGUAGGGUUGCCA
This is a messenger RNA of Spodoptera frugiperda (fall armyworm), 3232 nucleotides long. RefSeq lists its product as uncharacterized. The record is from RefSeq and is a predicted model, not a curated record. NCBI's taxonomy places the organism in Eukaryota, Metazoa, Arthropoda, Insecta, Lepidoptera, Noctuidae. The transcript is spliced from 5 exons. Bases 171 to 2246 code for a protein of 691 amino acids. Gene Ontology annotation, molecular function: zinc ion binding; nucleic acid binding.